UCGUGAUAUCGAAAUGAGUUUGAUUUUGAAAGUUGAGUGACGAUGAUGAGGAAAUGGCUGAUUAGAUUAGUCUGAAGUGUUAUGAUCUUUCUAUUUUUUCAGUCUAACAAUAGAAGAAUACAUCAACAACAACUUCAAUCCAACCUCAACCUUUUGCUUUUUUUAAUGUCGAGUGUGUUAAGAGACCGCAGUUUGAAUUUAUUCGCAAUAACGUCAUUUUUGUUUAUCAUAAGAUAUAAUUUGAGUAAAAUUUUCCUUUUUAUAUAUAGCACUCUUUUGAUAAAAUUAAUACUACUACUACCAGACUUAUGUUUGGUGCAAUUUUGUGUAGGAGAACACUGAGCGCGCCCAGAAAAGAUGGUAUCUUUGGGCUCCCCUCCUCCGGCAAAUCACCGGCCAGCGACCCAACAUUCACUAUUUCCUACCUCACCAACUCAUGCGGGCUAUCCUUAAACGACGCCGUCUCCGUCUCCAACAAACUGCGCAUCAAAUCGCGACACAACCCCGAUGCAGUGCUGGACCUCCUCUCCCAAUUCGGCUUCACAAACACCCAAAUCUCCAAACUCGUAACCAAAUGGCCCCUCGUGCUCCAAUGUCGCCCCGACCAAACCCUUUUCCCCAAACUCCAAUUCCUCCGCUCCAUCGGCGUUCCCGCCGCCGUCUCCGCCGAGAAGCUAUCUGCCUAUCCCAUGAUUCUACAGCGCAGUCUCGAAAAAUCCCUCAUCCCAACCUACAAUUACUUGAAAAAACUCCUCCGAUCCGAUAAAAAGGUCGUCAAUGUGUUCGCCAGAUCACCCAGGGCCUUCGUCCACGGCUGCUGCGGCGCGAUGUCUCGCAACAUCGCGGUCUUGAGGGAGCGGGGAGCGCCGGAGUCUUCGGUCGCGCUGCUGCUCAACAACCAGCCGUCGCUGCUGAUGCUCGGCGGAGAAGCCUUCGCCGCGCUCGUCGAUCGCGCUGCGGAGAUGGGAUUCGAUGCGUCGAAAGUGGUAUUCGUUCUUGCAGUCCAGGUGUUUGCGAAUAUGUCUGAGUCGACUCUGCAGCGGAAGAUGGGUGUUUACAGGAGGUGUGGCUGGUCUGAGUCUGAGGUUAUGGGUGCGUUUCUGAAGCAUCCGCUUUGCAUGAGUUUGUCGGAGAAGAAGAUCAAGGGAAGCAUGGAGUUUCUUGUUGGUGAAGCUGGAUUCGAGGCGGGGGAUGUUGCUCGGUGCCCGGUGCUUCUGGGUUACAGCGUGGAGAAGAGGAUGCGGCCGCGGUUGGUUGUGAGUAGGAUGCUGGAGAGGAAGGAGUUGUUGAAGAAAUCGACCAGUUUCAUAUAUUUGUUGAUCAUGUCUGAGGAGAAGUUUGUUAAGAGAAUACACCCAAUUCUGGUUGCUUGCUUAAGACCAUCCACGACUGCUGCUCGUGAGGGAGGAAGAAGCCAGGUGGCCCGAGCCAUGCCUAAGGCCAUUUGGCUGCGCGUGCGUGCACACACUCGCAGCAAAACUAGGUUCUCCUUGUCUCGGUUUGUCGAUGCCAUCAACAUCUUCAAUGAAAAAUGGAGAAGGCCAAGGCCAAGGCCAAUGUCCGAGCUGCGUACUCCCUGGGGGAAACCAUUUGCACCUUCAGUGAGUAUGUUGAUGCUACAGAUGGGGAUCAACAAAAAAUUGUUGUCAUUUUGGCAGGAGACUUCUACAAAGUGCAAUGAGGUACGGCAUGUUGACACCCUGAACGCACAACUCGUAUGGUUUGAGAGCAUUACGAAUUCUCUGUGCCAUAUACAAUGCGCGCGAUGGAAGGGGAAAGGAGGAGCGCAAGUGUAGUUCAGGAGAUGAGCCAAGUGAAGUUGACAUUAGAAAGAACGAACAGCGCCACAUUGUAUUUGCUGUUUUACGGAGCUAGCAUACAAGACACGUCUAAAAAUAGUUCUCCUUUCGUUCUCAAACAAUAAUCUUAUAUAUUUCCGUUUUGGUC
Salvia hispanica is the source of this 1947-nucleotide messenger RNA. Its product is annotated as transcription termination factor MTERF8, chloroplastic-like. The record is from RefSeq and is a predicted model, not a curated record. Gene Ontology annotation, biological process: regulation of DNA-templated transcription. Gene Ontology annotation, molecular function: double-stranded DNA binding. NCBI's taxonomy places the organism in Eukaryota, Viridiplantae, Streptophyta, Magnoliopsida, Lamiales, Lamiaceae.